AUCUUUUCUCUUUUAUUAUUAUUAUGAAAAAUAACGAUAUUACUAUUACUAAUACUAUUGAUAUGAACAAAAAGCAACGCAUCAGUAUAUCAGAACGAAGAGCCACAUAUCCAUUGCAAGAAAGAUUAAAGAUUUAUGGUCCUGAUACAAUGGCUAGAAGAUUCAGUGAUCAAGAAAAACAUUCAGGGAAAUUGAUGAUGAAUGGUGUCAAUAUUCUCAAUAAAACAAGUCUUGAUAGUGAUACGAUGAUGCAUCGCAUUAAACAACGAAGAGAAACGCAUAAUCGAGUAGAAAGAAGACGUCGAGAUAAAUUGAAUAAUUUGGUAAAUGAACUUGCACAAUCCAUUCCAUUAACUUCAACCAAUGAUAGAGAGAAAUAUCAUCGAGCUAAAAUUUUACGGCGUGCUAUUGAUUAUAUUCGAUUAAUACAACAAGAAAACAAGGCUAUGAAAAUUCAAUUAGGUCAAUCAUCCAUGGAUAUGUCCAUGUUACCUGAAGCAUCAAGCUCUCCAUCUUCUGAAUCAGAUAUCACAAGUUCUGAUAAUGAAAGUCAAAAUAAUGAUGAAUCCAAACGUACUUCUUCAAAGUUCAUUCCUCCAGCUUUUGAUACUUUUUGUUUUCAAAUUUAAUUUAUCCAUCAUCAUCACUAUUCCUAUUUUUGUAUCAUAUAUCGUCCUUCUUUUUAUUUUCCAU
This is a messenger RNA of Halteromyces radiatus, 693 nucleotides long. RefSeq lists its product as uncharacterized. The record is from RefSeq and is a predicted model, not a curated record. Gene Ontology annotation, biological process: regulation of transcription by RNA polymerase II. Gene Ontology annotation, molecular function: DNA-binding transcription factor activity, RNA polymerase II-specific; protein dimerization activity; RNA polymerase II cis-regulatory region sequence-specific DNA binding. NCBI's taxonomy places the organism in Eukaryota, Fungi, Mucoromycota, Mucoromycetes, Mucorales, Cunninghamellaceae. The transcript has 2 exons. The coding region runs from base 24 to 629 and encodes 201 amino acids.